AUGUUUCAGGUGGUCAUCCUCUUCUUCUGCUGCUUCCUCUCCGCUGCUUCGAUGACUCCUGAUGUCACCUUGUACCUCAUCCGCCAUGGCGAGAGCCGCCAGAACGUCGCCAUCCGCAACUUCGACAUCGGGGCCAUGUUCCGCGAGCAAGAUCACGGGCUGAGCCUGCGGGGAGCAGAGCAGUGUGUCCACCUGGCCUCCAGGUUGGAGUCGAUGAUGAGAAACGCGCGCGACCGGGAGGAGGAGUGCAAGACGGAUGCCAAGAGGCUGAGCGACCCGACCACGAGGAUUUUCAGCUCCUCCCUCACAAGAGCCGUCGAGACCUCAAUCCUGGCGCUGACGCCAUUGCCUGGAAUCCGUCAUGGAGUACAACUUAUGCCGGAUGCUCGAGAGAGGGCGUCAUGCGUGCCAGGCUUGUCCUACGACUGCGUCGCUCUUCCUCGGGGUCAAGUCGCCUCGCGAGCUCUAGCAGAGCUGGAGAAUCUGUCAGCAGAAGAGGAGCUGCCGAAGCACGUGACACACGCCUGCAAAGAGGCGUGUCAAGCUCUCGCGGAUGGAUCGAUUCAGCUCGACGUCAGCAGAGUCCCAGCUGCCUCUUCCCGAUGGAUCUCGUCCAUUGAGGUUGACAGCUCAGUCGACGAACGCAUCGAGAGACUCGUGAGGGACUUGCGAGAGCAGGCAAGAAGCUCUGACUCUCGUGCGGCUGUCUGCGUGGGUCAUUCCAUGCUCUUCCUGCGGCUGUUCAAGCGCCACUGGGCGAAGGCGGCGAAGCUUCACCGAGGCGCCUCCGCUGAUUUCUUCCGCUCGCCUCUGGGACGCACACUACAGACUCACGCCCUCGCCAACUGCGCCAUCAUCGCCGUCGACCUCGACAAGGACGGGCGGGUGGUGCAUGCGAGGCUGCUGUGUGACAGCGGCUUCCGAGACGGGAUCAUCGACUCGGCUAAGGACGUUGCGGCAUGGAAGAAGUCGUAA
Molecule: messenger RNA, 975 nt
Organism: Guillardia theta CCMP2712
Lineage: Eukaryota; Cryptophyceae; Pyrenomonadales; Geminigeraceae
Exons: 4
Coding region: 1-975 (324 amino acids)
Cellular component (GO): cytoplasm
Molecular function (GO): phosphatase activity
Source: RefSeq, a predicted model, not a curated record